AUGGCCGAUGCAGACGACGAGGUUGUCAAUUCUACCUCAGCUGAGGCGCCCCAGAUCGAGGUUGAUCUGUCAGACGAGACCCAGGAUUUUCGCCUGCUAAAUCACCUCAGUUUUUUGGGCGACACAGCUGCUUCAAGUUUACCCAAGCGCGGUGAAAAAGACUUCGAGCCCAAUCCGACCGAGUUCCAAGCCGAUGUUCUUUCCGCCUCGCGACAGGCGAUGCAUAAUGCGCUGUCUCAUCCGCGCAUUCACCAUCCCAAGAACCGAAUCAUAGGUUUCUAUGCGCCUGAUGGCCCUGCGCCUCCACCACAAUUUACUGAAUCUGCUAAGAAUCAAGGCAAGGGUCUGAAUGUCUCGCCGAAUGCUUGUGUGUAUAUUCCAAAUCCCAAGGGAACCUUUUUUAGGAAUAUGGGGCAGACGGAUCGGUGGAAUCGCAUGUGGCUUCUACCUGAGGAGGCGCUAUAUAUGAUUGAGAGAGGAAGUUUGGAUAUUAGGUGGCCAACAUCUUUGACGGGCGCUACGGAAGGGAGUGGCGAUUGCGAGAACGGGGACGAGCUUUCAAUUCCGAUGAGCUUGCAGGCAGCAUAUGCGUGUUUCAUGGGUCGAGGUGGUUUGACUCUCGAGAGAUUCACCGUCUUUACAGGACUAAAACGGCUGGGAUAUUCUGUUCUACGAGCACCUGGGUGGGACGAUUCCGCGAGGCCCGAUUCUGAUCACGAGGAGAAAGAUGCGUACGCACAGCUGAGACACCGCGGUCCUGGACUAGCUGGUAUUCUAGCAUCCAUUUCAAAUUGGAUACAUGACCCUAUGUCUACAGCAUCCACGGCAGCUGGUCCUGUCAUUGGAUGCGGCAUUCAUCGCACAUACGCCGAUGUAUACCGCAAAAUGGAGCUGAUACCAUGGUACGACCCCGUUCUUGCGCCUCAGCGGGAUCCCCUGGACACAGUAGCUCCCUUCAGAGUUGUCUUCCAUGUUUACAAGCCCACAAACCCUCUCAAAAAGAGCGCUCUUCCGGUCCCGGACUUCCGAAUUGCUGUCGUGAAUACGCGCGAACAAACUACCAUUCCGACACUUCCUGAGCUCAGCGCCUUGCUAGAAAGCACACCUCUGGACCCACCAUCUGGCGAGAAAAUGAAUCGUCUGAUGUAUAUGCGUCUCAGGCAUGGAUAUCGCAAUGUCGUUCUCGCGGUUGUGGAUCAAGGUGUCACUAGCUUCUUGCGUAUUGGAGAUGCUGCAUUUGGAAAGGAGAAAUUAUUCGAUAUUAAGCAUGUUCCAUUCGGAAACAAGAGACAUGGAAAUUUCAAGCCAAGGAGGCGGUGA
Messenger RNA from Penicillium odoratum, 1320 nucleotides. Its product is annotated as tRNA-splicing endonuclease subunit SEN54 family protein. NCBI's taxonomy places the organism in Eukaryota, Fungi, Ascomycota, Eurotiomycetes, Eurotiales, Aspergillaceae. The record is from RefSeq and is a predicted model, not a curated record. Bases 1 to 1320 code for a protein of 439 amino acids. The transcript is spliced from 3 exons. Gene Ontology annotation, biological process: tRNA-type intron splice site recognition and cleavage. Gene Ontology annotation, cellular component: tRNA-intron endonuclease complex.